Molecule: messenger RNA, 1431 nt
Organism: Knipowitschia caucasica
Lineage: Eukaryota; Metazoa; Chordata; Actinopteri; Gobiiformes; Gobiidae
Source: the annotation of a GenBank genome assembly
AUGCAGGUUGAAGGAAACUUCUACGUUAAUGAAUCCCUGGAGAAAUUGAUUUUUGAAGAGCUUCGAAAUGCCUGCAGAGGGGGAGGAAUCGGUGGAUUCCUCCCAGCAAUGAAACAGAUUGGAAAUGUGGCAGCACUGCCUGGAAUUGUUCAUAAAUCCAUUGGUCUCCCUGAUGUCCAUUCUGGCUAUGGUUUUGCAAUUGGAAACAUGGCAGCUUUUGACAUGGAUAGUCCUGAAGCUGUGGUCUCCCCAGGUGGUGUCGGUUUUGAUAUAAACUGUGGAGUGCGUCUGCUAAGAACAAAUCUUGAUGAGUGUGACGUCCAACCUGUAAAAGAGCAGUUGGCUCAAUCUCUCUUUGAUCAUAUCCCUGUGGGGGUGGGGUCAAAAGGAGUUAUCCCAAUGAGUGCCAAAGACCUCGAGGAAGCUCUCGAAAUGGGCGUGGACUGGUCUCUCAGAGAGGGUUAUGCCUGGGCUGAGGAUAAGGAGCACUGUGAGGAGUAUGGCAGGAUGUUGCAGGCAGAUCCCAACAAAGUGUCAUCCAAAGCUAAGAAGAGAGGACUACCACAGCUGGGAACUCUUGGGGCAGGAAAUCAUUACGUUGAAAUCCAGGUUGUGGAUGAGAUAUAUAAUGACUAUGCUGCUAAAAAAAUGGGCAUUGACCAUAAAGGCCAGGUGUGUGUGAUGAUCCACAGUGGAAGCAGAGGGCUCGGCCACCAGGUUGCUACUGAUGCCUUAGUUGCCAUGGAGAAGGCAAUGAAAAGAGACAAGAUCACCGUGAACGACCGUCAGCUGGCCUGUGCCCGCAUCUUCUCACAGGAGGGACAAGACUAUCUAAAAGGCAUGGCUGCAGCUGGGAACUAUGCCUGGGUCAACCGUUCAUCCAUGACCUUCCUCACCAGACAAGCAUUUUCUAAAGUGUUUGCGACUACACCUGAUGACUUGGACAUGCAUGUUAUCUAUGAUGUUUCCCAUAAUAUUGCUAAGGUUGAGGAACAUAUUGUUGAUGGCAAACAGAGAACAUUGUUAGUCCACCGCAAAGGGUCCACUAGGGCUUUUCCGCCACACCAUCCACUCAUCCCUGUUGACUACCAGAUCACAGGUCAACCGGUGUUAAUCGGAGGAACCAUGGGAACAUGCAGCUAUGUCUUAACUGGCACAGAGCAUGGGAUGACGGAGACGUUUGGCACAACUUGUCAUGGAGCGGGCCGAGCUCUCUCAAGAGCAAAAUCACGCAGAAACUUAGACUUCCAGGAUGUCUUGGACAAACUUGCUGAUAAGGGUAUUGCUAUUAGAGUGGCUUCACCCAAGCUAGUGAUGGAGGAGGCUCCCGAAUCAUACAAAAAUGUGACAGAUGUUGUCAACACAUGCCAUGAUGCCGGAAUCAGCAAAAAGGCCAUUAAACUGCGACCGAUCGCUGUUAUUAAAGGAUAA